Molecule: messenger RNA, 1044 nt
Organism: Arvicanthis niloticus (Nile rat)
Lineage: Eukaryota; Metazoa; Chordata; Mammalia; Rodentia; Muridae
Source: RefSeq, a predicted model, not a curated record
AUGACUGGAGCCUCCAGGUACCAUGACUGGCUGGUGGAUGCAGUGACUUAUGAUGAUGUGUAUGUGAACUUCACUGCAGAAGAGUGGAGUUUUCUGGAUCCUGCCCAGAAGAAUCUCUACAAAGAUGUGAUGCUGGAGACCUACCAAAACCUCAGUGCUAUAGGCAUGAAAGAAGUCAUACUGGAGAGAAACCUUAUGAAUGUAACCAAUGUGGUAAAGCCUUUUCAUCCUUUACAUGUCACAGUCAUCUCCAAGUCCAUAAAAGAACACAUACCGGAGAGAAACCUUAUGAAUGUAAUCAAUGUGGUAAAACCUUUUCAUUUCACAGUUGUCUCCAAAGACAUAAAAGAACACAUACUGGAGAGAAACCUUAUGAAUGUAAAAUGUGGUACAGCCUUUGCAAUAUCAAGUCAUCUCCAAGUCCAUAAAAGUACACAUACUGGAGAGAAACUUUAUGAAUGUAAUCAAUGUGGUAAAACUUUUUCACGUCACAGUCAUCUCCAAAGACAUAAAAGAACGCAUACUGGAGAGAAACCUUAUGAAUGUAAUCAAUGUGGUAAAGCCUUUACACAACAAAGUCAUCUCAAAAUCCAUGAAAGAACACAUACUGGAGAGAGACCUCAUGACUGUAAUCAAUGUGGUAAAGCCUUUUCAAGUCACAGUCAUCUCCAAAGACAUAAAAGAACACAUACCGGAGAGAAACCUUAUGAAUGUAAUCAAUGUGGUAAAACUUUUUCAUAUCACAGUUGUCUCCAAAGACAUAAAAGAACACAUACUGGAGAGAAACCUCAUGAAUGUAAUCAAUGUGGUAAAGCCUUUUCACAUCACAAUCAUCUCCAAAGACAUAAAAGAACACAUACUGGAGAGAAACCUUAUGAAUGUAAUCAAUGUGGUAAAGCCUUUUCAAAUCAUAGUCAUCUCCAAAGACAUAAAAGAACACAUACUGGAGAGAAACCUUAUGAAUGUAAUCAAUGUGGUAAAGGUUUUACACAACAAAGUCAUCUCCAAUAUCAUAAAAGAAAACAUACCAGAGAGAUACCUUAG